AUGUCUUCGAAUCUUCGAGACCUACGGGAUAACGGACUUGACCUCAUUACAGGACCCCCUGUCAUGGCCAGUGCUCUCGAAGCACUUGUCUGCUGUUCGAAUUAUUUUGUGGAGUUGCCCGCACUGCUUUUACGGAGCCGCUUUGAAGGGGCGCAAGAAACGGAUACCGAAUGCGGUUAG
Molecule: messenger RNA, 180 nt
Organism: Fomitiporia mediterranea MF3/22
Lineage: Eukaryota; Fungi; Basidiomycota; Agaricomycetes; Hymenochaetales; Hymenochaetaceae
Exons: 3
Coding region: 1-180 (59 amino acids)
Source: RefSeq, a predicted model, not a curated record